UCAAGUAAAUGUUCCUAAUGAUAAUAUUUUUAAACAAAUAAUGAAUAAUACAAAUGAAAAUCUUGUGAAUCAUGAUCAUGUAUCGAAAUAUAUGUUGGAAUUGAUGAAAAAUGAAACCAAUUGGGACAAUCAUCAUCAAUAUCAUCAUCUUCAUCAUCAUCAAAACGAUAGUGGCACCAUCAACACCAUCAAUACAUCUAUUAGCAGUAUUAUAAACAUUAUUCGACCAUUGCCCGUGUUGAAUGUCACUGACGAUCAUUUUCAUCAUUUCAUCAAUAGUUUUUCCAAUCAUAGUGACAUUUUAACAAUCAAUAAUGAUGUCACUUUAAUAGAUAAUGAUAAUAAUAAUAACGAUGAUCAACAUUGGAUGACCAUCGAUAAUUUGAGCUCAACAUUUAAUUUUAAUGAAACAACAUCAACAUUAUCAAUCAAUGAUGUUACUACUGAUCCAUCAUCAUGGUGGAAUAUAUGGGCCAGUAAACCUUUUCCUAGUGGCUAUACACAAUUAUCGAUUGUAUUAUUGGCCUUUUUUUUGACCUGUAUCAUUAUAUUGGUAGUUGUUGGUAAUCUACUUGUUUGUAUUGCAAUUGCAACGGAAAAAGCAUUGAAACCAGUACAGAAUUGGUUCAUUGCAUCAUUGGCUGUAUCUGAUCUGCUUAUUGGAUUGAUUAUAAUGCCUUUCUCAUUGGCACGUGAAUUAAUGGGCUAUUGGAUGUUUGGCCAGGUUUGGUGUGAUAUACAUGCUGCACUUGAUGUUCUACUUUGUACAGCAAGUAUCAAUAGCCUAUUUUUGAUCAGUUUGGAUCGUUAUUGGAGUAUAACACAAGCAGUAAAAUAUCUAAAAAAACGUACACCAUCCAGAGCGGCAAUGAUGAUUGCAUUCGUAUGGAUAUUUUCAGCAUUCGUUUCAUUACCACCAUUGGUUGGUUGGAAAAAAGCCGAACAAUCCAGUGAAUAUCCACAAUGUAAUCUAAGCGAUGAUAUUGGUUAUGUAUUAUAUAGUUCUAUCGGUUCAUUCUAUUUUCCUGCCUUGAUGAUGGUUUUUGUUUAUGCUAAAAUAUUUAUCGCCGCUAGAAGUCGUGCCAGAAAACAUAUAGCUAAAAAACGAUUUAAAAUACCAACGACCAUAUCAACAACAACAACAACAGCAGCAGCAGCAGCAACAGCAGCGGCAAAUGAAACAAUGAAAGAAAAAUCAACAACAACAACAUUAUGUACAAGUUUUAGUAAUCCAAGUCCACCAGAUAAUAAUAAUAUUAACAACAAUGAACAUCAUCAUCAUCAUCAACAUCGUCAUAAACAUCAACAUGUUGAUAAUGAUGAUGACGACGAUGAUGAUGAUGAUGAUGAAGAUGAUGAUGAUCAAAAUAACAACAAAAACGAUGAUGAUGAUGAAGAAAUUGAUGAACAAAAAGCUGUAAAAAUGAAUUUGAUAUCUGAAUAUCAUUCACAAAUUAGAUUUGAACCAUCUACAAUAAACAACAACAACAACAACAAUAAUAAUAAAGAGAAUGAAUGGAAUGUUGGUGAUACUAGUGGUGGUGGUGGUGGUGGUGAUAGUGUUAAUAUAAUGAAAACAACAUUACCACCACAAAUUAUAAUUGAAACUUCAUCAUCAGAAUCUCGUAGGCAAUCAUGGAAUAUAAUAUCUACUAGUGAAAUAAUCACUACUAUAAACACUAGUAAUAAUAAUAAUAAUAAUCAAACAUCAUCAACAUCUCAUGGCGGAAACAACAACAACAACAAACAACAACAACAACAACAACAACGAAUUAAUGAAACUGAUAAUGAAUGUUGUGGUAGUGGUGGUGGUGGUGGUGGUGGUCGAAUAAAUCGAAAUUACAAUUUAAAUGAACAAAAGCAACCGAAAACAAAAAUGACUAAAACUUAUUUUUCAAAAGUUAAAACUUUUAAAUUAUCACGAAAAUCACCAACAACAUCAAAAAAGAUCAAUGGACUUAGUAAUAAAAAUAGCAUAUCGAAUAAAUCAAAUGGUGAUGGUACUAUUGAUGAUGAUUAUGAUUCAGAUACGGCUGCUGAUUCACCAACAACGACAACAAUAAAUAAUCAUAACCGUGAACAAAGCUGUGAAACAAAAAGUUUUCUUAGUGCACCAAAAUUAUUACGAUCACGAUUUGGUUCAACAUUAAGUAUUGCUGAUUAUGAAGAUUCUGAUACUAUUGAUGAUGAUCAACAUCAUCAUCAUCAUCAGAAUAACAGGAAAAAGAAUCGAGUUCAAUAUCAGGAUCAUGAUCAUCACCAUCAUCAUCAUCAUCAUCAUCAACCGAUCCAUUUACCUAGUGAUGCUGAACGUCAUAAAAGAAAAAUAGCUAAAGCUCGUGAAAGAAGAGCCACAUUGAUUGUUGGUUUAAUAAUGGCUGCAUUCAUUACCGCAUGGUUGCCUUUUUUUGUGCUUUAUGUUCUUGUAGCCUUAUGUCAAAAAUGUAAAGAAAAUAUUCCAGAAGGUGUAUUUGCCGUUGCAUUUUGGCUUGGUUAUGGUAAUUCAGCCGCAAAUCCCAUUAUUUAUACCAUCUUCAAUCGCGACUAUCGGAAAGCCUUUCGUAAAAUUCUUUUUAAACGUUGAAAAACAAAAAAAAAAAUUUUGUCAUCGUCGUCGUCAUCGUUGUUUGUGUGUUGUGUUCAUUUAUCGAUUCAUCAAUUUGAAUCAAUUUUUCAUCGGUGACGUGGUGGCGGUACACUCUACUUCUUCUUCUUCUUCUUCGGCGUAAAUCGAUGAAUUUUAUAAAAUUUGAAAAAAUAACGAAUUUUUAUUGUAUGGCAGAAUUUUUUUUCUUUUUUGAUUGUUGUCAAAACACGUGAAAACAAUUAACUUAAAAAGUCAACAUUCAGAAUGAAUGAAUGUUGACUUUUUUUCUAUUCGCUCCACAUACACAAAACACACAUACACACACACACACGUAAACACAAUGUAUUCACAUCAAGAUUGAUCAUUUUUUUUCUGGGCACAACUUGCGACAACAACAACAACAAAUGCAUUGAAUCGAAUGAAUG
This is a messenger RNA of Dermatophagoides farinae (American house dust mite), 3012 nucleotides long. The record is from RefSeq and is a predicted model, not a curated record. Lineage: Eukaryota; Metazoa; Arthropoda; Arachnida; Sarcoptiformes; Pyroglyphidae.